Zingiber officinale is the source of this 1153-nucleotide messenger RNA. Its product is annotated as protein STAY-GREEN, chloroplastic-like. The coding region runs from base 164 to 955 and encodes 263 amino acids. Lineage: Eukaryota; Viridiplantae; Streptophyta; Magnoliopsida; Zingiberales; Zingiberaceae. The transcript is spliced from 3 exons. The record is from RefSeq and is a predicted model, not a curated record.
AGAGAUCUCACGUUGGAAAAUAAAGGAGAGCCGUGGCGAUUCCUCCGUUCUGAUUCCAAUUGCCUUCUAAAGCCUUCGGUUUUCCUUUUUGGCUUCUGACUUCCGUAGAAACCGGAGGAGAAUUGCUAAUUAGGGUAUUGCUUCUCCUUCUUGCUCGGUGAGGAUGGGAUUCUCAGCCGCCAUGUUGCUGCAGCCUGUGCAACUGAAGCAGCAACAGCAGCAGCAGCGGAGUUUUUCUUCUCUGUUCGACUUCAGCAAGCAGAGAAGAGGAAGAAGACGAUCCGUUGUUCCGGUUGCGAGGCUGUUUGGGCCGGCAAUCUUCGAGGCGUCGAAGCUGAAGGUGCUGUUCUUGGGAACAGAGGAGGAGAAGCACCCGGGGAAGCUGCCGAGGGCCUACACGCUCACCCACAGCGACAUCACCGCCAAGAUCACGCUCGCCAUCUCCGACACCAUCAAUCGGGCUCAGUUGCAGGGGUGGUACAACAGGCUGCAGAGGGACGAGGUGGUGGCGGAGUGGCGGAAGGUGCGCGGGAAGAUGUCGCUGCACGUGCACUGCCACAUCAGCGGCGGCCACGUGCUGCUGGACCUCAUCGCCGGCCUCCGCUGCUACAUCUUCCGCAAGGAGCUGCCGGUGGUGCUGAAGGCGUUCGUCCACGGCGACGGCGCGCUGUUCGACAGCUACCCGGAGCUGGAGGAGGCCACCGUGUGGGUCUACUUCCACUCCAACCUCUUGGAGUUCAACCGCAUCGAGUGCUGGGGCCCGCUCUGGGAGGCCGCGUCGAUGGGUCCCCCAGAGGGUCAGCGGGAGGAGGCGGGAGGAGCGCCGGCGGAGAGGCCGCGGCGGUGCGAGGCGGAUUGCAAGUGCUGCUUCCCGCCGCAGAGCUUGAUCCCGUGGAAGCACGACUUGCUGGAAGAGUACCGGGGAGCCUGCUCCGGCGGCCGACUGCAGCAGUGAUUAAGAAAGAUGAAGAAGUUGACUAAUGUUAAUUUGGAAAUUGGAUCGAAAUUAAAGAAUGGGUUGGAAGAUCAUAAUUUAUUCUUUCACAUGAUAAUUAAUUAAUGUCACGAAGGCUAGGAAUCCAUUUGUAAAUGUAAAUGCCCUCGAUUGUAAACAUAUUUGUUGGUAAAUUUAUCAAAAGAAGUUCUAGUGCUA